Plodia interpunctella (Indianmeal moth) is the source of this 1757-nucleotide messenger RNA. Its product is annotated as organic cation/carnitine transporter 2-like. The transcript has 9 exons. Lineage: Eukaryota; Metazoa; Arthropoda; Insecta; Lepidoptera; Pyralidae. Bases 38 to 1714 code for a protein of 558 amino acids. The record is from RefSeq and is a predicted model, not a curated record. Gene Ontology annotation, molecular function: transmembrane transporter activity. Gene Ontology annotation, biological process: transmembrane transport. Gene Ontology annotation, cellular component: membrane.
UAAAACUCUCAUACGUAAUCUAAGUACACAAAGUGCCAUGUCCAUAAUCGGAACAGUUUUUGAGGAUGUGACUACAGACGUGAUAGGGAGCAUUGGCACGUGGCAAUGGCUGGUGGUGUGUGUGUGCACGGCCCUGAUGAUUCCAUCCAUCUUCCUACAGUUUGAGGAUAUGUUCCUCUUGAACCAGGUUGAGAAUAUGCUGUGCAUCCCGCCGUCCAACAACCAAGUGGUCAACGCCAGCCUCUGCUUCGUGCAGCUGACAGACAACGAAACGGCUGCCAAGUGUGAGAGGUGGUAUGUUAAAUUGAUGUGGAUGGUUUGGAUACAAAAAUCUUGGAUGUUAUUCUGUGAUGAUAAAAUGAAGUUAGUGUCAACAGCAAUGGUGAGCCGUGUCGGUCAGAUGUUCGGAUUUUUCAUUUUUGGUUUGAUUUCUGACAGUUUUGGAAGAAAAGUUUCGAUAGUCAUAAACGUGCUAGCCGAAACCAGCUUGGGUCUUCUGUUGACGUUCUGCGAUUCCGAGGGUUGGUACCAACUGAUUGUCUUUCUGGACUCCUUGUGCUGCAGUGCCACCAAAUACCUCGGCCUUAUACUCACAUGCGAAAUCGCAAGUAAUGAAUGGCGUUCAUGGUUGAAUACGAUUGUGAUGUUACCUCGAUUGCUUGCAUUCGUGUGCAUGGUCCCGCUGGCGAACUGCACCGGCAAUCAGCAAACAUACAACUUCAUUGCUGUCUUGUAUGGUGCUGGUCUCGUUGUUGUGUUAAGAUGGACACCUGAAUCUCCUCAAUGGCUUCUUUACAGUAGAAAAAUAAUAAAAGCGGAAAGAUUACUUCUGACUGCUGCGGUGAAGAACGGAAUCUACCUUUGUAGCGAUUUCAAAAUUAGACCUGUAAAUCAAAGAGCUUACUCUUGCAUUGAAGAACCACGAACAUGUUUGGGGGUUUUAACUACAUACAAUAUCAGAAUAAUGACGUUUAUAUCUCUUUUGUUCUGGGCUCUAUACUAUUUCCAGUGGAGCUACUUAUACAUAAGAUUAUACAGUGAUAAAUCAGAGGAACAUUUACUGCUAAAAAUUUUCUGCUUUGCAAUUUUGUUUGGUGGUCUCACGGUGUUGCUGGCGAGGAAAAUGAUUCUGAGGCAUUUGUUGCUGAUCAGUGUCUUCAUUACGGGUAUUUUUAUGACUGGUGAUGCCUUUCUUAACAAGGAAAAAUCUCGCAACCUGCUGUCAUCCAUUGCUCUUGCUUCGAGUAUAGUUGGCCAUGCAUUACUCCUCAACAUCACGCCGCGUCUUUUCGCCAUUAAAGUCCGGGGCACACUGGUAGGCGCCUGCCAAGCUGUAGGAGAGAUCGGUGCGAUUCUCGGAUACAUUAUCUUUCUCUUCGAUCCCAUGGGAAGUCUGACUACGAUGGGAGUGACUAUAGGAAUAACCCUCACUUUGUCUGCGCUAUGCUUGAUGUUUCUAGAUGUUGAUGGCAGGGAGUUGCCCGAUAUUAUGGAAGAUAUGGAUUAUUUUUCAGAAUUAUCAAAACCAUUACGCUGGGCUACACAGAAAACGAAUUCCCCGUCACACGAAGAAGUGGAAAUGAGAAUUUAUUCAUUCAACACAGUAUCGAGCAAUUCUCCAGAGAGAACCUCUCCCGCAAGACGCAUUGGUUUUUGGAGAACUUGGAGUAAUAUUAGAGAAUGUAUGGUCAACUUUGUAAGACGAUCCAAAUAAAUUCACUAGGUACCUACCAAACUACCUACAACAUUCAUUUAUU